Messenger RNA from Erigeron canadensis, 808 nucleotides. RefSeq names its product PRA1 family protein A1-like. NCBI's taxonomy places the organism in Eukaryota, Viridiplantae, Streptophyta, Magnoliopsida, Asterales, Asteraceae. Gene Ontology annotation, cellular component: membrane. The transcript has 7 exons. Bases 54 to 665 code for a protein of 203 amino acids. The record is from RefSeq and is a predicted model, not a curated record.
CUAAUGAGAGAGAAAGAAUCAGAUAGGAAUAGGAACAGGAGUAAGAGAAGGGGAUGGAUUGGGGAAGCGUAACAACAGAAGAUCUAAUAGAAGCGCUGAGGGAAGUGGAGUGGUCGUCUGGUCCGCGUCCUUUGAGUGAAUUCUUUUCAAGGUUUUCAAUCCCCAGUACUCUUCCUAAAUGGAACAGCCGUCUUAAGUGUAAUCUUUACUACUACCGGACUAAUUACUUCAUCAUGAUUGUCUUCAUUCUUGGAUUGGGGUUUAUUAGGAGGCCACUUGCUAUCUUUGGUGCCACGUUUACAGCUCUCACUAUAGCUCUCUUGAAUGACAGUGAAAAGGUAACGAGAACUGUGAGACGGUUUUCUCCACAUUUAGCAGCGAAAUUGAGACCCCCACUAACGCCUAUUAUUCGUGGACGCCCUUCGUCUAAGAGAGCAAUUUAUAUAUGUGGACGACCUCCUUGGGUGUUUGUUACAUUAUUCUCUACCGCGAGUUUCUUCCUCUGGUUUUUUUCUUGUGGGCUCUUGACUUUGUUAUGGGCAUUUACUAUUGGACUUCUUGCUACAGGGUUGCAUGCCAGUUUCCGAACACCUAAUUUGAAAGCUCGUUUGAAUACAUUCCGUGAGGAGUUCCGAGCAGUUUGGCGCAAUUAUAGUUACUUUUAGGUUUUUAGACUUAUGUGUUUGACUUUACACCUUGAAUCCUUGAUGAUAUACUUAUGUUUUAGUAUUAGGCUAGGGGGAGGGCUUCACCACCCGGCCCCUCCCCUCCCAGGAUUUUCACUCAAUGCAAGGAGCACUUCCCCGCC